Molecule: messenger RNA, 1522 nt
Organism: Drosophila navojoa
Lineage: Eukaryota; Metazoa; Arthropoda; Insecta; Diptera; Drosophilidae
Source: RefSeq, a predicted model, not a curated record
CCGUAUUUGUUGUAAACAGCUGUUUACUGAUUUCUCAUCGCGUCGUUUACAACAAUUAAUAAUAUUGAUAAUAAUUAAUAUCAAAACAAUGGAAUCACCCAUAUCAAAUCCUGUGACAAAGGAUUUUCAGGUGGCUGGCGUUUCACGUAGUGGACGCGUACGCAAAAAAUCGUCAAAACUGUUGGACUUCGAGUCCCCAGAGGAAAUUGAAAAGCGCACUAAACGACCGGGCAGGCAACCAGCCAGAUAUCCAGGACGCGGUCGACCACCCAAUGCGCUGCGAGAGCGUGAACAAGAAUUGGCGCUGGCCUACGCCGAGGAGGAGGACGAAGAGGAUGAGCUGGAGCACAAUCACAAUAUCUCCGAUGAGGAGACCGCAAUACCCACAAUUGGUGGCACUGCCGAUCUACGUGGCGCCCUUAUGAACUCUGAUGAUGAGGUGGACACAUUGGUCCAAGACCUGGUCGAGGGUGUCGAAGCGGAGGCCUCCUACACGAACGAUUCGCGGGUUCGACAGAGUCUCUAUAUGCGAGAAAAGUCAAACAAUAAGCGUAAGCUGCUCAAGGACAACAAAUUGCAAAGAAAAGACAAAAUGCGGGUGCGCUACACGGCCUACAGCCUGUGGGUGCGAGAGGUGCGCAAACGCGACUUUCCAGAUCUAGACCUUGCCAAUGCGGCACGAAGACUCAGCGAGCUGUGGGCCAAUGUGUCCAACAGGGAGAAGAACGCCUGGCGCCGCAAAGCCAAGGUGCUGGCAGCCAAGGCGCGUACCCGGGAGAAUAAUGCACCAGCUGAUUUGGCCACAGCGCAAACACCGUCAAAGGCAAGCAAUGGCAGCGCCUCUGUGGCAGCGGCGACUCCAGACUCGAGUUUUGUGAAUCGCGCCACAACGACUCGCACCAAGAAAUUGGCUGCAGAUCGAGGCCAAUUGCCGGAGCAGCCAACAACACCCUCGUCGUGGGCACAAAGCAGACAGAAACGCAGUAACAACAGCCGGAUCAAGGCGAUUCCCGCAGCCACUAGCCAGGCGAGCCCAUCCGCUCGACAAAGCGCUGCGCAAUCGGAUAUGGAGCUGGCCAGUGGCAAGAUUACACCGUCGAGCAUUGAGGCUAUUGAUGCGGCUGCCCAUUUAAAGCUGCUCGGCGAAAGUCUGACAGUGAUUGGGGAACGCUUGAAGGAGCACAAUGGACAUGUCGCCCUCUCUGGUAGCCUCUCUGUCCUCCUAGACAGCCUCUUGUGCUCGAUGGGGCCGCUGCUCUGCAUGACAACGCAAAUACCUGGGCUGGAGAACAAGACGCAGCUAAGCACAAAUCUGGCCACAACGUUGGACAACAUUGCGUAUGUGAUGCCAGGCCUUUAAGCCAAGUUCAUAAAUAUUUGUAGGUCCCGUGUAAGUAUAAUAUUUUUAUUGGCAUAUUGUGGAGAGAACGUGUGUGUGCGCAUUUGCUCUAGGCAGAAUUAACAUUAGCAACAAUAUUGUAUAAUUUAAAUAAAAAACAAAACAAUUGUAAAUAAGUUGAAC